Molecule: messenger RNA, 1533 nt
Organism: Exophiala aquamarina CBS 119918
Lineage: Eukaryota; Fungi; Ascomycota; Eurotiomycetes; Chaetothyriales; Herpotrichiellaceae
Exons: 3
Coding region: 1-1533 (510 amino acids)
Molecular function (GO): heme binding; iron ion binding; monooxygenase activity
Source: RefSeq, a predicted model, not a curated record
AUGCCUCUUGCCAUAGUUUGGUUUCCGAUACUGCUUGUUUCGGGCUAUUACGCAGCGCUCUUGACAUACCGACUGUUCUUCUCUCCGCUAAGUAAAAUACCAGGACCAUGGGUCACACGCAUAUCGAACGUGCUCGAAGCAAACGCCUUGAAAGACAAAAGGCGCGCGCAAUGGGCCACUGAACUGUUUGCGCUUUAUCCUGGCUCUGCGGCAGUACGGACUGGCCCCAACUCAGUAUCUUUCAACCACCCAGAGGCAGUCAAAGCGAUUUAUGGGCACGGGAAAGGUGCAGAGGAGUUUGGAAAAUCAAGCUGGUACGAUGCAUUCUCUACAACUGGAGAAUCCUUGUUUUCCACACGAUCUAAGAAGCGCCACGCAAUAAAGCGACGUAUGGUGGCACACAGCUUUAGCAUGCAGUCACUAUACCUAUUUGAGGAAUACGCAGACAUGAUGAUAGAACGUUUUCUCCGAAGAAUGGAUUCAUUCGCCAAGACGGCACAGCCAUUUGAUAUAUACUUUUGGUUCGAACUUUUCACAAUGGAUCUGAUGGGUGAACUUGCUUUUGGUCAAGGUUUUGGCACUUUGGACGCUGGUAAGCCGGCCAGAUACUCAAAGCUAGUUGAACUCUCGCAACGAUUUGCCAAUCUAAGCGGCAUGCUGCCAUUUGGAAAGUAUAAUGUGCAAGUUCUUAGCUGGGUACCUCUGCCAUAUGUUCAAACAUUAUGGCAAGCACGACUCGAGUAUCUCGAGUACGCAAGGAGGGCCCUGGAAAAGCGCUUCCAGGACAGCCGGAGGCAAACAACCUUGAGCGGAAAGCCACGGCAAGAUAUUAUGCAACGAUUCAUCGAGGCACAAGAUCCAGAGACCGGCGCACGAAUGGACUUCCCAGAACUUAGGGCUGAGGCUUCAUCCUUAAUGGUCGCUGGGGCUAGUACUGGAAGUGUCACCUUGAACUGGAUGACCUACUAUCUUUCCAAGAAUCCCUCCGUCAAACGCAACAUCAUCCAACAGCUUGAGGAGAUGUUUCCGGAUAACCUCGACGCUUCCGCCCCAAUUCCAUUCUCCAAGCUUAAUAAAUUGAGUCUGCUCGAAGCGACCGAGAUAGAAUGCCUGCGUAUGCAUCCACCCAUUGGCUACGCUAUGCCACGUAUGACCCCACCAGGCGGUGCCGUCAUCUGUGACGUCUACGUACCAGGCGGCGUGGAUGUUGGCGUGCCCGCUGCCACCAUCGGGCGGAAUGCCUCAGUCUACUCUGAACCAGACACAUGGAAGCCAGAGCGAUGGCUGGACGAGAAAGCGGAUCUGGCAAUGAUGAAGUUAUGCUUUCUUGGCUUCGGCUAUGGGAGCAGACAAUGCAUUGGACGGAAUGUCGCCAAUCAAUUUGUGAUGAAAAUGAUGGCCUCCCUGUUGCUAAGAUACGAGAUUCAGCUGGAAGACCCGACUUUGGUAUUGGGGACGAAGGAGUUCACAAUCCAGAAACCUGACAGGAAUUACAAUGUGAUCCUACAGCCGCGAAAAUCUAGUCGGACGUAA